GAAAGAUUGUUUUAACCUUCAAGGAUGUGACCUUUUUGCUGAUUGAUUUGUGUCAAGAUGCACUCAAGUCUUGUUUAGCUACGUCAUCUCUUUGUGUGAAGUGGCAUACCUUGUCAGGUAAAUUCUAGGUCUUUUGGCAUGGACUGACAAGAGUCUGUUAACUGGAUUUUUACAGGGGAAAAGAGAAUUUUGAGGAAGGGGAAGAUAUUAAGGGGAAAUAUGCGGGAAAUUUUGGUUUUAGAAGGGGGCAAAGUUGCCCAAAAGACAACCAAGUGGAAAAAACCUUUAAAGCGUUGAACUUUAGAGUCUGUAGAUACAUAAGGAAUCAAAAGUUAGAUACUUAGCAGAAGCACGAAGCAGCAAAAAAAAGCUUGUGCUUUUGUUGAAGGUGUAAUUUGUUGAUGUAACAAUAGCUCAAGGUAUGUCUUUUGUGUUUCUCAUGCGUAAUUUGUACAUAUUAUAUUGAACAUCGCAUCCAAUUGGGUGUUUUCUGUGUCUUCAUUAAGAAGUUAGAGAAAAAAAUGGUUCAAUGCAAUGAACCAUUUUGAGGCAAAAGUGAAUGAAUUUAAAAUUUUAAAAGAAUGAAGAAAGCUGGGAUAAAUUAUAUUCUUAAAGUACAGAAUGUUAGAAUGAGUAAUACUCUUAUUUGCAGAAUUUAUAUAUCCAGUUGCACUGCUUGUGGUACAUGAUAAAGAUUGUACUUGUAAUGGUCAUAUAAUCUCCAUAUUAUAUGCACUUGAUUUGAUGAUGAUUUAGAAUAGUUUUUAUGUUAUUGGGAAUGUGGAAUGCAGAAAAUUUGAUGGUCUUGAGUUAUUUGGGUUGUUGCUUUUAAGUUUUAUCAAUCGUUGUUUAUUGUGCCUUUUGUUUAUUGUGCCUUACGCAAUUGAAUUGUUGCCAACAAUUUGAUUGCUAUAUGUUUUGCAUCAUGCAAAAGAGUUUAGAGCAAUUGGUGGAUUGCUGUUGUCUUACUACUGGGCUGCUGAUGAGAAUGUCCCAUCCCUGUAUAUUGCUUGGUCGCAGCCAUAUUCCUUGACAUAUCUUUCAGAUAUCAUUAAAUCUCUCCUUCUAACUAGUAUUUUUUCUUAGCAUUUGUUUUUGGCAGGUAGGUAUGCAAUUUCUACGGCACUGGUAAAAGAAUUGCAAAUAACUAGUUAGUUCUUUCUUUGUCUCUUUUGGUUUUGAAACAAAUUUAGUCAUGUCCUAUGAGCAUGAAUUCUAGAAUAGUUUUUGUUAAUCUACAACUGAUUUAGUUGCAUUCGGGGGUAGUUCAUAUAAUUGAUUGCGGUGUUUGUUCAUGUGGACUGGUGUAUCCGUGAAGGGAAUGCAAAUUGUUGCUUGCAUUUGAUGGUACAUGCACAAAUGUUUUACUCUUUCUCUUCAUUCAUUUAGGAAAAGAGCAUUCUAUCAUUCCA
Messenger RNA from Rubroshorea leprosula, 1412 nucleotides. The record is from the annotation of a GenBank genome assembly. NCBI's taxonomy places the organism in Eukaryota, Viridiplantae, Streptophyta, Magnoliopsida, Malvales, Dipterocarpaceae.